Molecule: messenger RNA, 1233 nt
Organism: Selaginella moellendorffii
Lineage: Eukaryota; Viridiplantae; Streptophyta; Lycopodiopsida; Selaginellales; Selaginellaceae
Product: protein DEHYDRATION-INDUCED 19 homolog 4
Exons: 5
Coding region: 266-940 (224 amino acids)
Source: RefSeq, a predicted model, not a curated record
GGCACGGUAACCGCAGGUUCGGGAUUCUAGGUCUGGGAUCCCAGUCCAGGUUCGGGGACGCCAUAGCCACACAAGAGGGAAGCUUGUGUGCGCCCAGAUAGCGACGCCGCGGCGGCAUUGUCGAUUUCCCCCCUCCGGUAUGUCGCGAUUCCUCUCGUGUGCGCGGCCGUCGCAAGAAUCGUGUGUGGUUGCAGCGGCGGGCCGGGAUUGACCAGGGUUUUGAGGUGCUCGUCGCCGUUCGGCCGCAUUCGCCGUGGAAGCAAGCAUGGAGGGCGAUAUGUGGGCAGCUCGCUUGCUCUCUAAGCGCCAGUACGCCGUUCAUUCGAUGCUGGAUCAGCACUUCACUGUGGAUGAUGUGGAGGGCGAUGAGGAACUGAGACCGGAUUUUGCUUGUCCAUACUGUUUCGAGGGAUUGGACUUGCUCUCUCUGUGUUCUCACCUGGAGGACGAGCAUUUCUCCGAAUCAAGACCUGUGCUGUGUCCCGUGUGUGCUGCCAAAGUCGGGAAGGACAUGAUCAGCCAUAUCACAGUUCAUCACGGAAAUCUCUUCAAGAUAUCCUUUGAAAAAAGGCGUCGCAAGUUUAGGAGGCCGGGAAUCACGUCCCAUUCCGGAUUUCCCUUCAGUGGGAAGGACAUGAAUCAAGCACACUUGCAGGCUCUCCUGGGAGCGUGCUCUCCGGCAAGGACAGGAUCUGGAAUUCCGGAUCUCUUCUUGUCCACGCUUGUCUGUAACAUGCCCAUAUCCGAGAUUGACGAUUCUUCCAAGCUGAGCUUGGAUAACUCGGAUUCGGUUUCUCUUGCUACUUCCACAGCUCCAGCCGAGCUAAGUGCUGAAUGCUCCCUCACGGCCGAAGAGAGAGAGCAGAAGCUGGAAGAGGCAAGCGUUCGAUCAAAGUUCGUUCGACAGCUCUUCCUCUCCACGCUCUGGGCCGAGGCAUGAAGUGAAUGGGAGUUGUAGCAUCCAGCAAACCGCGGCCUGGCUUUAGAGCUCGAGCUCGGGCUGCGGGAGUGAUGGAGGCGACAAAGGGAUGGAUGGAUCAACCCGUGGUUCAUCGUUCUUCUACUUCCCAUUCGAGUCCUCAAGGAUUAAUUUAUGAGCCGUCCAAGAUGGAUAGCAAAAACAAAGAUGAUGUGAGAACGGAAGAACUCUUUGUAUAAGUCUUAUGUGGAACACCAUUUGCGUUUGCUGCCGUGAAGAAAGAGAUAUAAAAGAAUGUGUCGUGUGUGUGUCAA